Daktulosphaira vitifoliae (grape phylloxera) is the source of this 1438-nucleotide messenger RNA. RefSeq lists its product as uncharacterized. Bases 86 to 1438 code for a protein of 450 amino acids. The transcript has 2 exons. Lineage: Eukaryota; Metazoa; Arthropoda; Insecta; Hemiptera; Phylloxeridae. The record is from RefSeq and is a predicted model, not a curated record.
UAAGAAACAUUAAAAAAGAGUUUAAGGUUAUUUUUUCUUAAAAAUAAUACCAUAUAAUAAAUUUAGUUUUAUAAAAUUAAAAAACAUGUUUAAAAAAAAUAUUUUAUAUGAGUUUUUCUUAUUUUGGUAUUUAAAUCAAGUUUUAGUUGUAUAUUGUGAUACUCAAAGUGAAGAUUUUAAAAAAUACGUGAUUAACUCAUUAAACCACAUUCGUGUUCAAAAUGGAUGGGACUCAAUUCAACAAACAGAAAUUAAACUUGAGAACUUCACAAUUAACACUAAAAGCGUCACAAGUGAAAUUAUCGAUGAAAAUAACUUUAUUCAAAAACUCUACUAUAUAACAUCUCUAUUAAAUUGUGAAUAUAGUAAUAUAAUGCAAACUUUCAAUGUAAUUUUAAACCUUGUUUUAAAUAAGUGUAAAGUUAAUUAUGUAAAUAAACAAUAUGACGCAUUGAUAUAUUGUACUGAGCAAAUUAUUGAUAUUUUUAAAUAUUCAAUAAAUAUGUUUCAAAUAAUGUUGAAAACAGCAAAAUAUCUCGAGAACAUCGACCUACGAAUUAUAGACUCUACAACUUUUAAUAUUAAAACUGUAGAUUAUGAAAUAAAUUAUUUUUAUGAAUACGCAAGGGAUUUAAAAUAUCCCCCGAAAUUUAUGAUAUAUAAUACUGUUGUCACUAGUUAUGAAAAUAUAAAAUGUUUUUAUAAUAAAACUAAAUUAAUGUUAUCAAAUCUUUAUAAAAAUAAAAAAGUUUGUGGGACAGAAUAUAAAAGUUCUAUUUCAACCAAUUUAUUGAUAAAAUAUAACAUCGAUCAAAUGGAAAAACUAAUAGAGGACUCAGACGAUUAUAUUAAUGAUAUUCAUAAAGAUCUUGAAUUAUAUAAAUCCAGAAUAAUUGAAAAUUGUAUUUCAAAACUAGGAUUUGAACAACUAGACGGAACAAAUACAUUCAAGUAUAUUCAUUCCAAAUAUAAAAUAUAUGGCCUUUAUGAUGGCAUUGCAUUGUGUAAUCAUUUUCUUUCUUGCAACGGUUGGAAAUCAUUAAAACAUAUAGCUGUUAAAACUGAUUUUACAAAUGAAAAUUUAGUAUAUUUUAAAGACAUCACAGAAACAGUUGAUACGAUAAAUUAUUAUUUUGUGCGGUCAUGUCUUUCACUUAUUUUAAGAUGUCGCUAUAUUGAAAUACUUCGUAAUUUUAAUGUAAUGUUGGGACAAAUAAUUAAUGUUUGUAAAUAUGAAAAUAAAAUUAAUUGUGCGGUUAAGCUUUAUAAAACACUAAUGACAUCCGAUGAUAUGUUUAAAAAAAUGUUAACUGCUCUGACUACUUUAAGAUACUACAAAAAGAAUAAAAAUUAUCGACAUCAAGAAGUACUCAUAGAGAAACUGUUAGAAUUUUUUAUUGAUUUUUUGAAUGAUNAAACUGUUAGAAUUUUUUAUUGA